AUGGCGAUCGACAAUCAAGAAUCCGGCGUUCGCGAAAUCAAGCCCAAGAAUCGAAGAAUAAUGGGAGCCGGAGGGCCUGACGAGGAGGACAGCCACCGGUGGCCGCCAUGGCUGAAGCCUCUUCUCAGGGAACAAUUCUUCGUCAACUGCAAAUACCACACCGACUCUCACAAGAGCGAGUGCAAUAUGUAUUGUUUGGACUGUACCAACGACGGCCCGCUCUGUUCUCUCUGCUUGGCCCAUCACAAGGAUCACCGCGCAAUCCAGAUAAGGAGGUCGUCUUACCACGACGUGAUAAGAGUGUCGGAAAUCCAGAAGUAUCUCGACAUCAGCUGUGUCCAGACGUACAUCAUCAACAGCGCCAAGGUUGUCUUCCUCAACGAGCGUCCCCAGCCGAGGCCCGGCAAAGGCGUCACCAACACGUGCGAGGUCUGCGACCGUAGCCUACUCGACUCCUUCCGAUUCUGCUCCCUCGGCUGCAAGAUUGUCGGGACGUCGAAGAGCGUCGGCCGGAAAACGCAGUUGCCGGAGAAGAAAAGGGCGGCGGAUUCCGGCGAAUCGACGAGCAGCAGCAGCUGCAGCAGCUCCGACGGGAGGAGGCCUAGCUUCAGGCCGUCGACGCCGCCUCCGACUGCCGUCAGCUACCGGACGGUGAAGCGGAGGAAGGGGAUUCCUCAUAGAGCUCCGACCGGGUGCCUCGCGAUGGAGAUGUAG
Molecule: messenger RNA, 714 nt
Organism: Striga hermonthica
Lineage: Eukaryota; Viridiplantae; Streptophyta; Magnoliopsida; Lamiales; Orobanchaceae
Source: the annotation of a GenBank genome assembly